AUGGAUAAGACGAUAGCAAAAGGUUUGAGUGAUAAGUUAUAUGAAAAGAGAAAAGCGACUGCUUUGCAAUUAGAAAAGUUAGUCAAGACAUGUGUACAAGAAGGUGACUACACAAGAAUCGAUGGUAUUAUUGGAGAGCUAUGUAGGGACUAUGCUUAUGCGUUACAUCAGCCAAUGGCGAGAAACGCUGGUCUCAUGGGUUUAGCAGCUACUGCUAUUGCACUAGGAACCAACGACGUUAGUAAGUACUUAAGAAGUAUCUUACCCCCUGUUUUGGCAUGUUUUGGUGACCAAAAUGACCAGGUUAGAUUCUAUGCAUGUGAGAGUUUGUAUAACAUUGCAAAGAUUGCUAAAGGGGAAAUAUUGCUCCAUUUCAACGAAAUUUUCGAUGUACUUUGUAAGAUAAGUGCAGAUACUGAAAACUCAGUGAGAGGUGCCGCUGAGCUUUUAGAUAGAUUGAUCAAAGAUAUUGUAGCGGAAAGAGCAUCUAAUUACGUAGCGAUAGUCAAUAAUGAUCCACAUGACGUUCCACUCGCUACUCGAUCAGAUUCGUUAACGGGUAAUGUUUAUCAAGAAAGUUAUAAGCAAGACAAUAAUUUGGCAUUUUCACUCCCAAAGUUUAUACCCUUGCUGACAGAGAGGAUAUACGCAAUAAAUCCAGACACUAGAGUGUUUUUAGUGGAUUGGAUAAAGGUCUUAUUGAAUGCACCGGGACUUGAAUUAAUUUCCUUUUUACCGUCAUUCUUAGGAGGACUAUUCGUAUUCCUGGGAGACUCUCACAAAGAUGUAAGAAACGUUACACAUGCAUUAAUUGACUUGCUUCUUCAUGAAAUUAAAAGAAUAUCUGCCUUAAAAGAAGAAUUGAGGAAGCAACAUAAUGACCAGCUUAAACUUUUAGAAGAGAAAAAUGAAGCACCGGCAAAAAAGGAAGAUGGUAUGCUAAUUGCAGAGAAGAAAAAGUCAUUAAUAUCUGCAUUCGGAGAACUUUCUAUGGAAAAUACUCCAGUUGCUCAAGAAACUGUCAAUUUCGAUGCUGGCUCGCAUCCUCCCAGUAUAACUGCUGCUAGGGAAAUGACUCUUAAAGAAGAUUUACGAAACGGUGAAGAAUAUACACCUGGCCAAGAUGUCCAUUUGAAUUUUCCAGAGAUCAUAAGAAUUUUAGUAAAUAAUUUGACUUCAUCAGAACCAGAAAUACAGUCUUUAUCCCUGCAUUGGAUGUCCUCCAUACUAGCAAUUUCACCUAAUGAUUUUUUGCCCUUCUUUCCGAAGAUACUUUCUUCAUUAAUGAACCUAUUAAGUGAGCCAAAUACUCAUAUUACUGAGUUGGCCCAAACUGUAAAUAAAAGACUCCUUCUUCUGUGCACUGAAUAUGUAAAAUCAACUAAGGAUAAACCAAUUGCAUAUGGUUCCAUUGUUAAUAAUUUGACCUUACAAUUUUUUGAUAGUAAGGUGGAAACUAAGAUUGCAUGUUUGGAUUGGUUGUCUCUUAUUUAUAAUAAAGCUCCAGAUGAAAUUCUGGAGCAUAAUGAUAGUAUGUUUUUGACUUUACUCAAAUCCUUGUCGGAUAAAGACUCGAAACUUAUAGAAAAGGCAAUGGGCUUCCUUAAGAGUUUAUGUUCUGCUUCCAAUGAUAAUUACCUGAGAAAGUUUUUAGAAGAAUUUUUGAAUUUAUUGAGAAGAGACUCCCGACUAUUAAAGGACAGGGCAAAUAAUAUCGUGAGAAAGGUUUGUACCAGUCUACCUCCAGAAAGAGUUUUUAAGGUUAUCUCUUCAAUUUUAUCUUCCUAUGAUGAUAUUACUUUUGUUAGGAUGAUGAUUCAAAUACUGAGUACAAAUUUAUUAAUAUCACCUGAAAUGUUCUCUUUGAGAAGAAAGCUAAGAUGUGCAGACGAUAUGAUGUUCUUCAAUUUAUUAUUCAAGUCAUGGUGUCACAACCCUAUAUCUGUCAUUUCAUUAUGUCUUGUAUCUGAAAACUAUGAAUUAGCAUACUCCGUCAUACAGGCAUACGCCAAUUUUGACUUGAAACUAAAUGAUCUGCUCCAACUAGACGUUCUCGUUCAACUCUUUGAAUCGCCUGUUUUCACAAGAAUGAGAUUGCAGCUAUUAGAGCCUCAAAAUCAUCCUUUCCUGUACAAAUGUUUAUAUGGGCUCUUAAUGAUAUUGCCUCAGUCAAAAGCUUUUGACUCUUUAAACAAGAGGUUGACAAGUGUAAAUAUUUGGGCAUCUCAACCGGUCUAUCCGGGCACGUACCAUAAAGCAAGAAACAUAUCGGGCUCAUUGAGUGACCCAGACGUAUCGCAAAGGUCAGUAAGUCAAAGCAAACUACAUGUGCAAGAAUUGAUAGAUUAUUUUACCAUGAUAGUCUCUGCAUCUGUCCCUGAAAGUGCGUACGUAAAUUAUACAGAGUCAGUUCUGCCAUAUUUUGGAAAUACAUACAAUACACAGGAAGAUUACAGUAUCCAAUCUGUGAAUCCAGUAAAAUCUCAAUUUAUUCCAGAGCUUGAGAAAAGCACGGAAUCUGCCCAGUUCCUUGAGCAGCCAACUGAUUCAGGAUCAGCAAAAUUUAGAACUUCCUCUCUACUAAGUAAUGAUCGAGAAAUUACCGACAGUAUCGGAUAG
Messenger RNA from Kazachstania africana CBS 2517, 2619 nucleotides. RefSeq names its product Vac14p (gene VAC14). The transcript has a single exon. NCBI's taxonomy places the organism in Eukaryota, Fungi, Ascomycota, Saccharomycetes, Saccharomycetales, Saccharomycetaceae. Gene Ontology annotation, cellular component: fungal-type vacuole membrane; PAS complex; endosome membrane. The record is from RefSeq and is a predicted model, not a curated record. Bases 1 to 2619 code for a protein of 872 amino acids. Gene Ontology annotation, biological process: phosphatidylinositol biosynthetic process; positive regulation of kinase activity.